CAGUUCCUAUGUGGCCGCGGUUGAGCUGAGAAGUACGGUUUUCGUAGGUCGUCCCCACUUCUGGAUCCAAUCCACCGUUUUCUGCGGAUUUAGUUUCUUCAAAGUGUGGUGAUCGAUAGUUGAAGGACAAAAAAUUUGGAUCGAGUUUACUUCGAUGAACAAUUUCGCUCUAGAUCAAUAGCAGCACGAGCAGCUGUAAGGUACUAGUGGUACUAGUGCCGAGUGUGAAGUAGCCCCGGGCAAAGUGUGGGUGGUGAAAUUACAGCGAAGUGAACAUAAUGGGGGCUGAUAGUGAAAAGCCUGUGAAGGCCAGUGCCGAAGAGAUGGGAACUAACACCGCGGAAAUUUACGACGACGAGGGGUUGACGAAAUGGGGGAAGUUUUGUUUACGCCAUGGGAUCAAUCCGAAUUUGAUUAUGCUGAAAAUUACGCUGUUUGUUAUGUACGGAGCAACGUCUUCGCUGUUACCCUAUUUAACCAUUCACAUGCAGAGCACCGGUCUGACAGUGGAGGAAAUUGCAAUCAUUUACCUAGCGCUACCAUUCACAACGUUCCUCAGCCCUCCGAUUACAGGUUUCCUGGUGGACAAGUUCGGUCGCUACAAGCCGGUGGUGAUUAUGAGUUUGCUGCUAAAUGCAUUAUUUCACCACUCGUUGCUUCUAAUUCCGCAGCAGGAAAUUCCCGGAAAGCUACCGGAAGCAUACGUAAUGAGACAUCCGGAGACGGGAAACAUAGAGGUUUGGUGGUCACCGUGUCCUAGCCGUGAGUGCCCGGAAGAGGAGGAAAUCGACAUAGUGGUGGAUCAGUGUUUGGAUCAUUGUUUGCUGUUGGAGCAGAACCCGAAAAUAGAGCUGGUGUCACCACCCACUUUUGCACCUGUAAUGACCACAUCGGACGUGGGAGAUAAAGAUGACUUAGAACUGUUUAUCAAUAAGAAAAUCAACCGGAAGAACAAAACAUUGGACGUACUUAGUAGUUAUAGCUCGAGCACUACGGAAUCGUAUAUAGAUAAACAAAUACUUAAUCACGAGCCCGACUCGGAGGAGAGCGAGGAGAGCUGGGUCAUCGCCGGCAGUGGAGACUCGGCGUUUUUUGUACUUGACAUGCAUCCCGACCUGGGGGAACCGAUUGAACAGCUUGGUAUGGAGAUCGAACAUGAUGACAAUGAAACGGUGACCGAUUUCAAAACUCGCUUUGGCGUGAAGCUUCUAUGGAAGCAGGGGGUCAAUGUAACGGCACUGGAGGAGGAGGAUCUUCGCUGUGGGGGAUUGGUGCUCUCGUCUAACAUGUCGUUGAAUAUCAACCAGCGGCUGAGUGAAUUGGCAGCGGACUGUAUGGUCCAACGGUGUCGGUUCCGCAAAAACGGACCAGACAUAUGUCCACCGGACUAUAUGGAAAGUGAUGAUAGAGUUUUCUGGAUAUAUUUUGGACUGCGGUUCCUGGCCACGACGAUGCUUUCCGCAGGGGUGACAAUCAUGGAUCCGAUUGCUCUGACGAUGAUCGAAAAGUAUGGUGGCGAUUUUGGCAGGGAGCGGUUGUUCUCGAGCAUUGGAAUGGCGAUCUUUUCUCCCAUAACGGGUAUCAUGAUCGAUUUCUUCUCGCGAGAUUUGGGAUACACGGAUUAUUCAGCUGCCUUUUAUACGUACGACAUUUUGCUAAUAAUAUCAUCUGUAACCGUGUUUUUGAUGCCUCUCGGAGAAAAGCUGCCGGCGGAUAAUGUGUUCAAGGAUUUGUGGAAUUUGUUGAAACUGAAACACGUCAUUAUAUUCAUCUGGUUCCUGUUCCUGUUGGGUAACUUCUGGGGCUUCAUCGAGAGUUUUUUGUUCUUGUAUCUGAAGGAGCUGGGAGCACCGAACUAUUUGCUUGGAAUUACGAUCACGGUUGGAACCGUUAGUAGCAUUCCGUUCUUGUAUGGCGCGGGACGCAUCACUAAGUUCUGUGGACAUGUUAAUUUGAUUGUGAUUGCCUUCAUUGCUCAUGCGUGUCGUUUGGUGGGAUACUCGUUAAUUGAGAACGCUUGGUGGUGCUUUCCGUUCGAAGCAAUGGAAGCGCUGUCCUGUCAUCUGAUGUGGGUUGCAGCUGCCACCUACUGCGCGCUGCUUGCCCCGAAGAGCCUCCUGGCAACGUUGAUAGGUGUCCUGGGUAUGGCUCACUUCAGUCUCGGUCGUGGAAGUGGCUCCUUCUUCGGGGGAUUCCUGAUCGGCGAAGUCGGAACGAGAGAUGCCUUCCGCUACAUGGGUUUGGUGGCCGUCGCUGGAGGGCUAGCGUACAAGUUCAUUCACGCCAUAUGGUUGCGGAAGUAUGACAACCCUGAUGCUGAUGAGGACGCGGCCGAGAAUGGAGAGGCGGAGAAAUUGAACGACACGAAGGAUAGUGAGGAGCCCAAAACUAAAGACCAAGGCACCUCAAUGUCCCAGGAACGGCUUUCGCUGAUGAUCAAAUAUAACCAGAUAGGCUCGCUAACAUCUCUACCGCGUGGUUCCAGGGGUGACGUCACGGACACCCUCUCGAGAAGGCGCAGCAGUUAUAAUAUCGAGUUUGUCCGUGCUCCCAAGGGCGGCGGAAGUGCUUCAAAGGUGGAUUUGCUGAAAUCGGCACUGGAAAUCAAUAACAAAAUCUCCCAUCCGCACCUGCGGAAAGAUGGCAAAGCGUCGGAUCAGUCGCUGAAUUCCAAACGAGCGGACAGUGCACCGCGGUUGAAUCCGGCGAAGAAUAUUUCACAGCCGGCGCUAAGUGCCGUUGUCGAUGAGAUGGGCAUACCGUCGGUUUUAAGUCGACACCGGAAAAAGCAUCAUCAGAGCGGUAUUUUGGUUAUGAAGGCCACUAGUCACGACGCCGAUUUGGAUCUGAGAAAUUAUCUGCGGGAAGCCGAUCGUCGUGAGUCCAUCACAGAAGUGGACAUGGACCACUACAAAGCCGAGUUAGCCAAGCAAGCAAGAGCACACGUGCUGAAUGACAUCCCGGAGCGUCCAGUCGAACCAAGCGAUAUGGUUGGCAACAGCCCAGUCAUCGUUCCUGCUGUAGUUAUCGGCUCCGCCAAUGGAACCAGCAUAAUAGACAAUCAGACUUCCAAAAACGAAACUUGAUAGUGAUUUGUCGCAUUAGUACCUGCAUUUUACCGUAUCUCAGAGGCAAUGUCAUCUACUAUUAAAUCAAACUAAAUACUGUAGUUAUUUUUCAGUCUGUUAUUGUUGAUUAGCAUAGUUGGUAUUUUGUAGUACGUUAUUGAAGUUACGUUUUGUAGAAUCUGAAUAAUUACAACGCUGAUAAUACAUUCGGAAUUAUAUUUUA
Messenger RNA from Toxorhynchites rutilus septentrionalis, 3291 nucleotides. RefSeq lists its product as uncharacterized. Bases 279 to 3086 code for a protein of 935 amino acids. Lineage: Eukaryota; Metazoa; Arthropoda; Insecta; Diptera; Culicidae. The record is from RefSeq and is a predicted model, not a curated record. Gene Ontology annotation, cellular component: membrane. The transcript is spliced from 13 exons.